Messenger RNA from Drosophila rhopaloa, 4066 nucleotides. RefSeq names its product delta-sarcoglycan. Gene Ontology annotation, biological process: heart contraction; cardiac muscle tissue development. The record is from RefSeq and is a predicted model, not a curated record. Bases 918 to 2114 code for a protein of 398 amino acids. Gene Ontology annotation, cellular component: sarcoglycan complex; sarcolemma. The transcript has 7 exons. NCBI's taxonomy places the organism in Eukaryota, Metazoa, Arthropoda, Insecta, Diptera, Drosophilidae.
ACGAGUACGGUUCCCGUGCGCGCAUACGGCAGCGCUCUUCCGGCGUAAAAUCAAAGAGAGAUUCCAAAGUUCAAACGGCUUAAAAAAUUAUGUUCGAGUGUUUUUUUUGCUGUGUUUUCUUCUUUGCUACGUGCUGCGCGUUUUGAGUUCUGCGAUUUUCGUUUAUGUCUGGCUAUCAAAAUAUUAAGGGUCAGCAAGUCGCUGCGAUCGGACUCUAAUUAAAUGUGCCGUAAUCAGGUCAACACAAUAAUAUCUGCAAAUUGAUGUGCGUUUUCCUUUAUUUCGAUUAUAUAAAAUUGUCUUACGUGGAAUUGGCUAAAAAUCAUCUUUCAGUUGGCAAUUAAGACUUUUCAGUGCAACAUAUGCCUUAAUAAACUCCGAGCCCACCUUGUCGUCAGUUCCACAGUUCAUGCAUGUAAAUUGGCCUCCCACUCUGCCCACGCAGCACACACAUUCACCAGCAUUCUGUAAAUGUACGUAGCUGCAGGCAUGCAUAAUUGAAUGGCUCUACGUGUGAAGUCGCCAACAGCUGACGCCACUAAAGUCAUCAACUUUUGCAUUUGUACAACAGUCGCAAUCGGAGCUAAAGCUGCAGGUGGAGCUGAAGCAUGGUGCUAACAAGGCUAUGAAGGCUAGCUGCAGCAGCCUGCUGAAUAUUUUAAUGCCAUCCGUGUUGCAGUCCAUUCCGACAAACGAGGACUCCAUAAAGGAGCGGCAACACUUUACCUUUGCAGGCCAGAUUUAUGGUUUCCAAGUGAGGACAGGGACUUCAGCUCAAUUUGGCUCACACAAUUCAGGGGUCAAAGGUGUCGGUGCCCCUCAUAGCUCCCAAUAAAGAUUGUUUCUUUGCAUAAUACUGAAACCCAGCCAUCAUGGACGCCUCAUGCAGCUACUAGCUGGUGUGCAGCAGCUCAGCAAUGUUGGCUGCUGGCAGCAGUGAGAUCAGUGACUUCGGGCCAACCUCGCGGCGACUGCAAACGAACUCCGCCGACAACAGCAGGCUCCGAUUAUCGGCUGGCACCACGCCCAAGCGACCUCAUAAAACUUGCCACCGUCCCGGCCCAAUGACAACCAGCAGUACCGGCGGAGCAAGCGGCAACGGAAUCAGCAGUAGCUGUGGAGCUCAAAUCGCUCCGUCCUCGACCAAGGGAGGAAGCGCCAUGACGACUGUUACGGCGACGACGGGCAAGGCGACGGUCGGCCCCGGCCACGGUCAUGGGCGGAAUGACAGGGGGGGCCGCAACACCGCAGCUGGUGGCUCCAACGUGGAAGGGUUUGUCGGGGGGAUCGAGACGUAUUUGGGUCUCAUCGGGUGGCGAAAGAAGUGCCUAUACACCCUGCUGUUGCUGCUGAUGUUGCUUAUUAUCACAAACCUCGUGCUAACCCUCUGGAUACUCAAAGUAAUGGAGUUCUCAACGGAGGGCAUGGGUCAGCUCAAAAUCGUACCCGGUGGCAUACAGCUGUCGGGACAAGCGAUAAUUAUGGACAUGCUGCGCGCAUCGACAAUCCGUUCGCGGCACGGUCAACCCAUAUCCAUAGAAUCAUCACGUAAUUUUUCAAUCAAUACACGUGACCCGAAUGGAAUGAUUGAGAAUCAUUUAUUUCUGGGACACGAUAAGUUCGAGUGCCUGUCUGCGGGAUUUCGCAUAAAUGACACCAACGGACGCAGCCUGUUUUCCGUAAACCGAAACGAAGUGGCAAUCGGAGCGCACGCCCUGCGGAUCGACGGCGAGGGUGGCGCCGUCUUUCGGGAUUCCGUGCAGACGCCGCAUGUGCGCGCCGAGCCAGGUCGGGAGUUGAGACUCGAAUCUCCCACCCGCCAAUUGGAGAUGACGGCGGCCAAGGACAUAAAUUUGCAGUCCCGGGCUGGAGGCAUAGAAGUCGUGGCGCUGGAAGACGUUAAGUUCCGAGCCCUCGAUGGGAGCCUGCGACUGGAGUCUUCGAAGAUUCUCAUGCCCAACCUGCGAAUGGCCCAGCCGCCCAUCCUAGGUACCGCCCAGAGGAUGGAUCACAUGCACCGAGUCUUCCAACUCUGCGCCUGCUCAAACGGCAAGCUUUUUCUGGCAGCGUCGCACUCGAUAUGUGCGGGUGACGACUCUACCGUCUGCAGAUGAUUGCAAGGCAUCACGCGCUGGCAGUCCACGUCCACGUCCAAAAGCGAGGUUCGGGGUGAAGACGAUUUUGACGCCGUUUAAGAAGCUAGGCCUCCGGACAGCCCAGUAUACAAGAUCGCCAUUGCUCAUUACCACAACUAUAGCUGUAUGCACAGGCAACGUCGCAUCCAUGUUAAUUAUUCAUACGCUAACUGUAACAUAGAAUGGUAUACAUAACUAGUAGAAAACACUCAAAUAUGGUUAAUCAUGCAUAUGCGUACACCCUGCAUCCAUAAAUGUUUAUACCCAAAAAAAUCAAGAGCUUCUUAGACACUUGGAUGUUGUGUACUAUUAUACCAGAAGGCAGUUCAGAGACAUAGGCAUAUCCUUCAUAUACAUAUGCUAUAUCACCAAAGCAACUACUAAUGAAUUAUAAUUAUCAGACAAAUAUAAAUUUAUAAUCGAUCAUAGGAAACUACCAGAGCCGUCUCCUGUAAUGAAUAUAUUCGCAUUGUCGUAACAACGUAGUAAAACACUUCAAAACUUUAUUGGUAUGACCUUCCCUAAUGUAACUAUAUUUCCCCACAGCUGGACACCGUUUUACAAGCUGGGUUAUACUCAAUUUGUAUACCCUUGCAGAGGAUUAUAUAUUUUGGACAUAAGUUUGCAACGCGUUGAGGAGACAUUUGCGACUCUAUGUUAAUUAUAUAUAUAUAUAUUUAUAUAUAUAAAUAUAUUAAUCAGCAUCACCAGAAGAGACGAACUGGCCAUAUCCGCCUGCCCGUCCGUCCGUUUGUUAAUAUUUUAGCCCCUAUCAAAAAUGCAAAAAUAGUCAAAUACAUUUUUUUUAAGUCAACUUGGAAUCGAUGCGUUAAGAUCUCAUCUGGUCAAACCAGUAAUUUUUUUUGGUGUGCGUCCAAUUAUAUCUUAGUCAAUAAGAUAAAAGAAAAAAAUAUUUUAGCAAGUUUUUCUCUAUCGUUCAAAUGGCAGCUGUAAAAUGUAAAUCUGCAAUUUUUAUCAGUGAACACAUCCUGACAUCAAAGCCGUUUUCGAACCUGCGUACAUAUAUAAAAAGACGAGUGCAAAAGUUUAUAGUCUUAAAGACCAACAUGGCCAGAAAUGCUGAUUAAGACUAGUCAUACCUACUUUAUAUGGUCGGAAAUGUUUAAUUUACUGCGGUUCAAACUUUUGGACAAAACUAUAAUAUCCUCUCCAAGGGUAUAAAAAUUAGUUUUUAAGUACAAUAAAAACAAUUUUUUUUAAAGUACAUUUUCAAAUUUGGAAUUGAACAAGAAGACUUUCUUGAAACGUCUGGGGUCGAUUUUAUACACGGUAGACCCAUUGACACAUAGCAGUCCUAAGUAAUUGUACAUAAGACUGCCUUCUUUAUCAUACUAUAUUACGAAUUGAAUCGGCCGUAAUUGUAACUGUAUUCAUUUAGAUAAUAACGCAAAAUCUAUUUAAACAGUUUUUUUGAUAAUUAUGAUCAGAAUCCAAAGCAUCAUGCUGACAUUAAGCACAAUACAAAGACAAUGAAAUAUCAUCCAAUGAAUCACAAGAGCUAUUUAUACCUUAACCUAUACAUGUGUAAUAUUACAGAUACACAUAUGAAAACAAACACGAAUAUCGGUAUAAAUAUGGAUACAAAAUGAAAUAUGAGUAAAUUACUUUGAACAUGGAUAUAAAUAUAAAAUAUAUAUUAAUAGAGUUGAAUAUGAAAUUGCUGUUGAAUUUUUGAAGUGCGAGAACACUGAUAUAUAGAUAUAUUUAAAAAUAAUCAAAUAUAUUUGUAUCUGUAUCUAUGCAAGCAUAAGGCAAAUGCUUUUAGAGAGGCAUUACGUUUAAUAUGUGGUUGAUUUUUUUUAGCACGGUUAGGAAACAUAAUGUUUAAAUAGAAAGUUUGGUGUGGAUGCAAGAAACUUUUAUAUCACAUAUAUUGUAAUACAGCAAGGUACUAAAAUAGAAAUACAUGC